Molecule: messenger RNA, 2943 nt
Organism: Pseudophryne corroboree (corroboree frog)
Lineage: Eukaryota; Metazoa; Chordata; Amphibia; Anura; Myobatrachidae
Gene: GPLD1
Product: glycosylphosphatidylinositol specific phospholipase D1
Exons: 25
Coding region: 52-2547 (831 amino acids)
Cellular component (GO): extracellular region; extracellular matrix
Molecular function (GO): GPI anchor phospholipase D activity
Source: RefSeq, a predicted model, not a curated record
CAAAGGUUGCUAUGCCAAUCUGCAGAGAGGUUUCACUCAUCUGGGAAGAGAAUGGCUGGUCACAUUACAUUAUUUGUGGUUUUAUCGCUUUUUUCACAACAAAGUGAACCAUGCGGAAUUUCAGCACAUAUAGAGAUAGCUCACCGAGCUCUGGAGUAUUUCAACCAUACAGGUGGAAAAGUAAAUUACAGAGAGCUGUUGCAGAAGCAUCCAGAUGCGUUCCAGGCUGGGAGUGUUUAUCCGGACGCGUUCUAUCAAGGCAUCUGCAUGCAAGGAAGAUACCAUGAUGUAUCAGAAGAUUCACAUUGGACACCCUUUUUGAAGACCAGUGUUGAUUACAUCAGAAGAACCUAUCCACUGCCAUGGAAUGAGGGAGCUCAGAAGCUGGCAGCUUUUGUGUUUGGUAUAGCUUCCCAUAUGGUGGCCGAUGUGAGUUGGCACAGCCUAGGCAUUGACCAAGGAUUCCUAAGAGCCAUGGGGGAAAUUGAUUUUCAUGGCUCAUAUUCAGAAGCUCAUCAGGCUGGUGAUUUUGGGAGCGAUGUGCUGAGUCAGUAUGAACUGGACUUUCAUUAUUUAGAGCCAAAAUGGUAUAUACCAGUGAAGGACCUUGCUAACAUAUAUGAGGAGUACUAUAAUGGUACAGUCAUAGAAGAGAAUGUAAUUAUUGACUGCACUUAUAUUCUCUUUCUUCAGCUGUAUGGUGAACAUAUAGCUGUCUCACUGCUUUACCCCACUUAUGCUAGAAAAUCCCCCUUCCUGGUGGAGAGAUUCCAUGAAUAUUUUCUCGGUGGUGUUGAUGACAUGGCAUUUUGGUCAACAACUAUAUUUCAGUUAACAAGCUUCAUGCUGGAAAAUGGCACCAGUGAUUGCUACAUGCCUGAAAAUCCUAUCUUCCUACAGUGCAAUAAACAGAAAAGAGGCAUCAAUGUUCCAGGAAAAAUAAGCUUGAAGACAAAUGAAUUCUACAGAGACUUUAAUAUAUCUAUCAUGAGGUCAGUUGGAGCAGAUAUAAUCUCAUCCGAGUCUGGAGUUUACUUCCAAGUGAACAAAUGGGCAGAGAAGUCCAUGCAGCUGAUAGCUAAUGCCACUCGAGCUGUGACUAUGAAGAAAAUGUUUAUUUCACAGAACUCAGACCACAUUCGUAAUCCUUCGGCCACCUACUUUGUGAGGUCACCAUAUUCCAGACUUGGAUGGGCGAUCACCACAGCUGAUCUGAACCACGACGGAUGGGAUGAUUUGAUUGUGGGAGCCCCAGGUUCCAGCACUUUGGGCCAUGUUCAAGUGGGCUGUGUGUACAUUGUCUACAGUAAAGAUUCAGGCCUACCAUCUGGCAACAUGGACUUAGACAGUGAUGCUGAUGUCACGUUGAGAGGCUUUGAGCCCUCUGGCAGAUUCGGCUCUGCGGUAGCAGUGUUAGACUUCAAUGCUGAUGGACAACUAGAUCUGGCUGUGGGAGCUCCAUCUGUAGGGUCCAGUCAACUUAUAUAUACAGGUGCGGUAUAUGUGUAUUAUGGAGCAAAGGGACAAAGUUUCUCCUCUGAACCAAAUGUCACCAUACAAUGCAUGUACACAUAUUGUAAUUUGGGAUGGACCCUGCUGGCUGCUGAUGUGAAUGGAGACAAUAGGAAGGACCUUGUAAUUGGCUCUCCAUAUGCUCCAGGUGGAGGAAAACAGAGGGGAUUGGUGGUUGCAUUUUUCUCAAGUAGUAGAAGAGCUGCAAAAGGCACUUUAUCUGUAGAAGAGACCGAAUGGAGUAUAACUGGAGAAAAGGAUUAUGCCUGGUUUGGUUACUCACUUCAUAGUUAUAAACAGAAGUCUAAAACAUUACUAGUGAUUGGGAGUCCCACUUGGAGCCCUUGCAAACGAGAUGGUUGUGAAGAAUCACAGAGCAUAGGGAAAGUAUAUGGAAUCUACCCAUCAAGUAAAAACAUAUCAUUCAUCAUAUAUGGACAUGCAGAACAGAGCAAGAUGGGCUCAUCAUUUGCAAGUGGGACAAUAGCUGUGAAUGGAGAGAGAAAACGAGUGCUGCUCAUAGGUGCACCCACACAGAGCACAGUGUCCAGAGUUGUGUUUCUAUCAAGGAUUUUGGCCCAUGCCGGCACAGCCACAGUCUAUGAACUGAAAGGGAAGACUGAUCCAUCACCACUCUCCACCUUCAAGGGAGACAGUGCGUUUUCUCGCUUUGGUACAAGUCUACAUCUAAGUGACCUGGAUGAUGAUGGACUUGAUGAAAUGAUUGUGAGCUCACCUAUGAGGAGGGAUGACAUUACACCACUGCUGUAUGGCUCUCAGACUGGCCAGGUCUACAUCUACAAUGGAAAUACCACUUCUACAGGCUUAAUAACAGGAAGAUGCAAGUCCUGGUUUUCACCAUGUCCUGGCGAUUGGGCACAGUACAUACUGAUUUCUCCUGAAGAAAAAGCAAAGUUUGGAAGUGCUGUGAUCACAGUCAAGUCAAAGGAAAGGAAACAAGUUGUUGUAGCAGCUGUAAGAAGUUCAAUGAAAGCAAGGCUGGCCGGCAGCCUAUAUAUUUACAAUCUAGACUGAGUAUACCUAAAGUGUAUAAUGUAUAUACUGUACAUCUGCAGGAUGUAUAAUGUAAAUACUGUACAACUACAGGACUCAACUAACACAGAUAAUGGACAAAAAACAGGAAUUCAGACAAGCUCUACCCAGCCAACUUGACGGCAGGUUGGAAUGAUCAUCUAUAGAUAUAUGGCCAGUUUAAGACAUGGAAGACUGCUUCAAAAAAUGCUAUUAAGAAUUGUGAAGCUAUUCAUGCAUGUACAUUUAAAUAAAGAAUCAAACUGUAUAUCCAAAUGUGGUUCCACAUACUACAUCUAGUGCAGGUCAAUCAUGAUAAAACAGUGACCGUGCAGUCUAUCUGCAGAACAUCCGUUCUGCUGUAUCUGUCUCUAAUUUCAUUAAACCAUUGUGACUAAA